AUGCUUCCCUUCUCGUCGAUCGCGGCGAAGCAGAUUCGCUACCUGUUUGAGAGUUACAAGGAUUCCGACUUCGACUAUGUCGUUCGCGAGCUCUGCCAGGUGCCUCCCCUUACUGUGCUCUGUUUCAUAGUUCCGGUUCUUCAUCUGUGUCGUGAUUUUUACGCGGCGGGAUCAGGGAUCUCUCUGCUUGCCAUCGCUUCCCGGACAUUUGGUAUGGCUCGUUCGUGUUCGUUGCAGGUCCUGGAAUUCGUUUUCCGACCCCCGUUACUUUCUGAUAUCCUUGAAUGCGAGACCAAAUGGAAUAUAGGGUUUUUUGCUUUUCUUUCUUUGAGAUUUCCAUAUAUUUAAGAUCCUCCUCGCGACGCAUCUUUUAUUUUUCUUGAUUAAUUAACCUCGGAGCUUUUAUCUCAGUAGACUUGGUGUUCGACUGAGUGUCUCAAAAGGUAAACUUGAAUUUGCAUGGAGUGAAGGACAUGAAGUCAACAAUCCUCUCUCACUAUGGAUGGUUAAUGUCGUUUUGAAGCUGUCCUUAACCUAUUUUAUUGAAUUAAUAAACAAUGACUCCGCUGUGUUGUAUUAUCCCCGGAAAAUUGACCGCUUUAUGACGUCUAAAAGAAUGUCAGAGGUAUGAUGCGAGCAGCAGUUAGCAUCUUAAAAGGUUCUUGUCUACCUCAUGCACCUUAUCAUUAUGUAACGUGAAUCAUGCGUCAUCUUGUCACGUUGCCUUUUUUCAAAGGUGUAAGGGAGCUGAUCAACGCUUUAUUUGCAUUGCAAACCUCGGAAAGCGUUGUAAAUCCAUUUGAGCUUAAUAUUAACUCAGAACUGUUAUGAACCUAAUUGGUUUAUUUUAAGCCCACUGGGACCAAUUCAGAUGGAACCUUUUUAUUGGUUUUCAUCCAGGCUCUGAUAGAUUGCUUGUAACUUUCUGUGAAUACCUCUGAUUGCUGAACCAGUGUGUUCCUUGUAUUCUACUUUCACAAGAUUUUUUUGACCGAUUACAAUGGAUUAGAAAUAUAGAUAUUUUUACAUGUUUUUUUUACAAAAUGAGAUUGCCGCUAAGCUUGCAAUCUAAUGAAGAAACUCCAGUUUGAUUGCAUUGAAAUCUUUUCAGCUACUGAUGAAUAAUCCCCUGAGUAUUUAUUAUUGUCUAAUGAGUACAUAAUUUACUCACACAAAUUCAUUGAUAAAAAAGAUCAUUCGGUGGAGGUAGAUUAAAGGUCCGUGGUGACAUCUGAAAAACAAAACUAUGGUGUUUGCAGUUGUAUCCAUAGAUGGUUACAUUUGGAAGCAUUAUAUCCGAAUUUAUUAAAGGACCGAGAAGGCAGUGUGUAUGCUAUCAUUUACUCUAUGAGCAAGUUAACAGUCUCUUCUUUUUCUGAUAGAUAGCUUGGUGCAAUGUUUGAGUUUCCAGGAAAAUAUUUAUUCUUGGAAGUCAUAUAUCUGCUGAUCACUUGCUGUUAAAAAAUUGGAAUUCAUGUUUAAAGUGUUUGUCUUUUAAGUGCUGUAUUUUUUGUUUUGAAUCUUGAAUGCCUCUUUGUGUGUUUUUUUUUAGUUUAAUGUAAAUUAUUACCAAAGUAAUUCAAUUCUGCACUUUUUCCAUUUCAGUAUAUUUAUACUCGAAUUUUCUGCUUUUUUAUUCUUUUAUUUGAUUCUAAAUGAAAUCUCUCGUCUUUUUUCAGUUUGUGGAAUAUGGAAAUGAGGGUGCAAUCCUUUUGCUGCAAACCUGCUUGGACUUGAUGAAUCUUCACAGCGGGGAAAUUUCGAAAAUGCAACCAAAGCCUGAAAUAUUCUCUGCUGUGUUUAGAUAUUUGUUGGAUAAGCCUAAUUUCAGUACGGUGUUUUGUCAAGCAGUAAGAAGUGAAUGGAUGAAUGACGGAUUCUUGGGAAAUCUUUCGAAGGCAUUGAAUCUGUCGACAUCUGAGAAGAUCGCUAUUGGACUUGCUUUAUCUGAUUCUGAAAAUUUUGACUUCAGAAUGAGAGGUAGGGAUAAAAUUUUGAACCUUUCAUCAUUGUGGUCUAUGUUGCUGCUUGCUGAUGAUUUUGUUUUUUUCAUUUUAGGGAAGAAUUUCUGUGUCUCUCAGAUUGAUGAAAUAUGUGCGAAUCCUAUUCCAAUUUUGUCACACAAGCAAAUCCAGGAAAUAUUUAUGUUUCUAUACCGAUCAGAGGGCCUCUCCAAGCACAUGGAUUCCUUUAUGAAAAUGCUAUCAUUAUUACAGUUGGAGAGGUCUGAGUUUGUUUUGAGCCCUAUUCUGGAAGAGGAUUUGAGUGGAGAAAAUUCUUUCAGGUAUAGUUUGAAUUGCCAUUGUUAAUAUACAUUACUGGUUGUUUUCUUACUUUUUGACUGUUCUUACUGUAUAAAUUCUUUCAGGUAUAGGCCUCUGGACCUGUUCUAUGGACAUUCUGAUAAUGAUUUUGAUGCUGUUCUGGCGGAAAUAGAAAGAGAGAUGAGCAUGGCUGACAUCAUCAGGGAACUGGGUUAUGGAUGCACUGCUACGGUUUCUCACUGCAAAGAAAUGCUCUCUCUUUUUCUUCCUCUUGAUGAGUUGACAAUUUGUAAGAUACUUGUCACAAUUGCGUGUACUCAUGUUGGUAACGAGGAAAGUCAGAAUGCACAUUCUACGUUCUGCUCUGCCGUUGGCAUCAACUCCACUGCUGAUUCGUCAUCAUUGAGUUCUUGGAAUUUUGAUGUCGUCGUUGAUUCAAUUAAACAGCUUGUGAGUUUGUUGUCAACUCUUGUCAAGAGGCUAAGUUUAUAUUUCAUUUAUUUUCUGCUGACAUGUAUUUCAAAUUGUAGGCUCCUGAAACCAAUUGGAACCGUGUCAUCGAAAAUAUGGACCAUGAACUUUUUUUUAUUCCUGAUGAACCAUCUUUUUCUACUUUUAUGUCUAUCUAUGCACAUGCAUGCCAGGUACGUUCAAUAAUUGACUGCAGUAUUUUUUUGAAAGGGAACAUGCUUUUAUUCUUCUUUUCUUUACUGAAACUUAAGAUUCGCUAUAUAGGAGCCUUUUCCCCUACAUGCAAUAUGUGGAUCGGUUUGGAAAAAUGCUGAAGGCCAGUUAUCAUUUCUUAGAUACGCUGUAUCUGCAUCACCUGAGGUGUUUACGUUUGCACAUUCUGGAAAUAAACUGGUAACUUGAUUUCUUAACCUCCUUUAUUUCUUUGGCGAUUCAUUAGAAUUGAUAAACAUGCCAAAUUGUAUUUCAGCCUUAUGUUGAGUCGGCUCAGUUCCAAAGUGGACACGGGAAUCAGGCAUGGUACUGCCUUGAUCUCUUGGACUUGCUAUCUCAGCUUGCUGAAAGGGGCCAUGCUAUUUCAGUUCGGGCAUUACUAGAGUAUCCCCUUCAGCAGUUACCUGAGAUUCUUCUUCUUGGAGUUGCCCACACUAAUGUAUGAUUUUCAUACCUCUUUUUCAUUGAGCAUCUCAUUUAUACCUCUCAAUCACAGUUUUCUGUGAUGGGUGAUAAUGAUUUUUUUUAUGAGACAUUUUUUUUUUCUUCAUUCUUAAAAUUGCUAUAUCUCACCGCCCAGCCAACACCACCCAGAUUCAUGUAGAUUCUUCAGUUGGGAUGGGAUAUGGCAAUAUAUGUUGUAUGCCCAGUUUCUGCUUUUUGUCGUUUCACAUCGACUAAGAGUGGGUAAAAACUCUGCCAUACGUAGUGCUCAGGCAUUUGAGUAUUCGUGGAUCGUUAUGUGUGCAAUAUCUUUUUUUGCUACAGUCAUGAUAUGAUCGUGUUAGUCGUCACUUUCAGGUUUUAGAUUAGAUCUGCCUUACCCAGCCUUAAUAACUUUAUGAUUUUUAUAGUCUUGGGUUUCAGCAUUUGAAGAAGAAUCAAGAAGGGUGAAUUUGGUCUAGUGCCAUGUGUUUAUCUGCUUGCACUUUUGGACAGUUUUAACUCUCUGAAUUUUGACUUUAUAUUUUCACAUUUUGAUUUCAAAGUUUCUAAAUAUCGAGUUAUGAUGAUACUGAAAAUUUAAUUUUUUAGGUCAAUAUAGUUUAUUUUCCAUUGAUUCUAACCACAUGCUUUCGAAGUUGUGGGGAUGAAAAUGCUCUAUGGUUUUGCAGAGUGCGUACAACCUCCUGCAGUACGAAAUAUCUUCAUCUGUUUUCCCAUUAAUUGUGAAAAACUCCGCAGAGAGCUCUGUCGUCCACCAUCUAUGGCACACUAAUCCUAAAAUUGUCUUACGUGGCUUUAUGGAUAUGUAUAAUGUCGAUCCAGAGAGUAUAUUCAGAAUCGUGGAUGUUUGUCAGGAGCUGAAGGUAAGAACUGAUAUUGAACUCCUUAUCUCCGUUCUAUAUAAGGACAACAAUUUUGGAUAUUGCUGCUAGUAAUUUAUCGACUUGAAUUUCCGCUAAUUGAUAAUUUUUUUCAUUGUGCAUUUAAUUGCAACUUUUACCCAUUUUCACUGUCUAUAGAUUUUUCUCUUUGUCUUGUGGAACUGUAGUGUUACUACCUUUGAAAUGGCACAUAUGAAUGUUAUCGUGAUUUUCAAGUCAGCUUGCACAUCAGCAUGGGAUCAAAUUUAUUCUUCUCUGCUUAUGCAAAUUUACUUAUAUAAGAAGAUCAUUGAUUGGGCAUUGGCAGGCUAAAUAUAUUGGUAUUUUGUAUCCUUUGUAUACUUUUUGCUAAAAAAAUUGUCUCAUUUAUUGAGGGAAUAACUAUGAUUACUGUAAGCCAUAUCCUUAACGGCCUGUAAAUGUCAUUCUUUGAUUUUUUUUUCUUUUAAUGUCAUACGGUUUGAGUAUAUAACUUUGUUUCGUUUCAGAUAUUAUCUUCUGUUCUGGAAACAACUCCCUUUUCAUUUAGCAUUAAACUGGCUACCUUUGCUUCUCGGAAAGAAUACAUAAGCCUUGAGCAGUGGCUGAGUGAAAAUCUGAGCAUGUACCAAGACUCUUUCUUUCAGGUACUACGAGAUAUAUAUAUAUAUAUAUAUAUAUAUAUAUAUAUAUAUAUUUGUAACCAUAUUGUCUGAUGGCUGUGGUUUGUUCUUUGUUCCUGUUUGAUCAUGACGGUGUUAGAUAUCUCCACUGAAUUUUCAUGCGCCACUUUCCAGGUCUGCGUGGACUUUUUGAAAGGAAUAAUUGGAGAUGGAAUGAAUGAUCGUCCUUUAGGACAUCCUGCUGCUUCUAUGAAUGCUUAUGAGGAAGUGUCACCGAUAUUUUUGAAGGUUUUAUCACUUUUUUAUUUCUAUUAAUUUUUUCUCUGACAGAAACAUGUGUAGUUUCAUUUAAAAACUAAUAAUUUAGGUGCUGAUAUUAUUCUCGCGAAAUUUGUAGGUUCUUCAAACUCAUUCAGGACUUGUUUCUGAAGAACUUUGUGAAGAGUUGAAAAAGUUACUUCUGACGGCCACUCGUGUUAAAUCUAGGGUCCAAAUUGACACUGAUUCAGAAAUUUCAGCAUCUGAUGGAAGUGCAGAUGAUGUUGAGGUAGAAGCGAAUUCCUACUUCCAUCAAAUGUUCUCAGAGCAGUUGUCUGUUGAUACGAUGGUGCAGACACUUGCACGGUUCAAAGAAUCUUCCGAGAGAAGGUGGGAUGCUAAGUUUUUUUUUAUGCAUGGUACCUAUUCGCAUCUCUAGUAUUUAAUAAAUUUAUCAGUACUUCACAGUUUGCUCAAGGUGUCGGAUAGGGGACACCUUAGCAUACCGGCAACCUGGACACUUAAGGCCUCCACGCUGCCUUUGCUGUUUGCUUGAAUGUGUUUUCGCCCUCGAACUUACCUAGUUGAGUGGUUGCCUUUAUGAGCGUCAACUAGUAUCCACAAAUGCGAAAUCAUUUGUGUUUGUGGAGGGUCUUGGUCGCACAUGAGCCUGUGAAUUCGCCUCAUACGUCCAGUACAAUUAUAAAUGAUAUUCAGUUCAUUUAAUUCGCAUUCAAUUAAUUUGUUGUUAGAAACAUAGUGUGUUUUUUACCAUUGUGUUUUUAUUUUCUAUUUUUCAUUUUGUGAUAUUUUAUAUGCAUGCUUAUUUUUUUAAUUUUAUUUAUUUCAAUAAUUGGUCUGUAUAUUUUAUGUUUUAAUAUAUCUAAAAUUUGACCAGACUAGGGAUCACUUGGCCUUUUGCCUAGAUAGUGAAGCAGGCUAUCACCAUUUCAGUGGCCUAGGUCUCCUUACAGACUUGUUUCACAUGAGAACUGCGGACAUUCGAAUGGUUGUAUGUGUCUUCGUAUUUAUGUGAUCAUUUGUUUGAAGGUGUCAGUAUUUUAUGACAGCUUUAUAGAGUUGAGACCGCUUGUGGUCUUAAGUUUUCAAAAAUAUGAGAUUUUGAUUCAAUUGGAUUUGCAAGGUUGUAAGCUCAGUUUCUUUUUACAUUUAUUGUUUGACAUACUAACUGAUAUUGCUUAUUUGUUGUUUGACAUUCUGUUGUUGACUUUCUCACACCCCUAAGACAUCUUAAACAUCGUAUGACUUGUUUUGAAACCAGUUGCUAGCAUAUUUUCAUUGAAAUUUCAUAUGGUGCCGCUAUAUAUAAUGCACUAGGGUUCGUUUUCAUCUCUCUUUCAAUGAGUUAAUUUUCCAUCCCCAGUCCGAUCUCAUGGCUUAUGUUAAGUGUUUCAAAACUGACAGGGAACAGCUUGUCUUUGAGUGCAUGAUUGGAAAUUUAUUUGAAGAGUACAAGUUCUUCACUAAAUAUCCAGAUAGACAGCUUAGUAUAGCUGCUGUUCUGUUUGGUAAGGAUUUCACAUUCGCUGCAGUUGUGCAAUGUCUUUUCUGCUACUUUUUUAAACUGUUUAUUUCUAAUGUAGCUGGUGCUUCAUGUUCUCUAUUUUUGUUUGGGCUGAAACAUUUGCACUUGAAUUUAAUUGACAAAUGGUUGCAUAAUUUGAGCGUGAAGCCAUUCUUCCACGGCUCCUGACUGUGGAUGGAAUGAAUCAGCCCAAACUUGUAGUAUAUUGAGUUGAUAACAAAGUAUUCAUAGUUUGUUUAUGAAGUUGUUGUACAUGCUGGGUCUCAAAAAUGAAGGGUGUAAGAAACUGGGAAGAUCGCUAUGAACUAAGAUGGUUUUAAAUACAAGGAAUUCUAGAAAAUUCAGUGGACACUUUGAUACCUUGAGGUCUAAUUCGAAAAAGGAUGGUGAAGAUGUUUCAGAAUGCAGAUCAUCAAUCUGGUUAAUGGAUGCUAUAAAUCAUUGCAAAUAUACCGGUCAAUAAGUAAAAAGCAUAUUUAUGAAGUUGCGGAUGCUAGUCAAUCAGUUUUUUAUGUGGAUAAUGUCAUUGGUUGAACUCUUGCAGUGCAUAAAGUAGUUGAAUACCCAUGUGUGCAUGGGAGAAGAAGACUGCUGUCUCCAACAUACUUUUAGGGAACUUAAGUUGGGACUAUAUGCGCAGGGCCUUAUCUAGUCCAUCCUUACUCAGUACUUUUGGUCUUGUGGGGUAACAUUGGGGGAAAUUUUAAGAGAUACGAUCGUUUCUCAGCAGACACUCUUGGGUUACGAACUAACUAGACCUUUAUCACCCUUCCUACGGAGUUGGCUUGUGAUAUUUCCAAUGAUGCUGGCUGUAAACCAUUUGGAUUGGAUGCAGACACUGGUGGGGUUAUUGACUCUCCUGCUACUGAAUUGUGUUAAUUGCCUGCCAGAUCUAAUUCCAGAUGAACCAUUAUCUGAUGGAAUUUGAAGAAAAUUGGAUCAAUUGAGUCAUGUCUGAAUUCUUAUGUAACAGCUAAAUUUUCUUCAUCAAUAGAGUUAUGGCAACAUUUUAUAUUAGUUUUUGGUUCUCAGGUAAGGAGAUCCAAAAUAUUCUAUCAUGUUUCCGUUUGUGUGCUUGACUUCGAGUUUAAUGUUGAGAAAACAGCAGCAGUGAGAUUGAUUGAGAUAAGUAGCUUUAGUUUCAAAAAAGAGCAACAAAAGUAAUUAUUAAUGUUCAGUUGACACUUCUACUUGAAUUAGAUCGUGAAGGAAAGUCUACUCGAAGAUUUUUUGAGAUUACAUCAUUAUUCAAUCUGUUGUAAAGUUGAAUUUGCUGAAUUGAACUUCAAGAGAAUAUCAUCUUUCUGAAGAAUUUCUAUGUAAGAAUGAGAUGAGAGAAUAAAACAAAUUGGUCACUGUUAGUAGGGAGUUACAGGUUGACUCUAUGGUUAGAAGAGAGAGGAUUUCGUCCCUGACCAUUCUCGCCGAUCCUGUGUUAUAAUUGUGCUGCUUACACCUUGAAUGUGUUCCUCUGUCUUAAGGACGGACAAAGAUGUAGCCACCUUUCAUGGAAAGAGGCAUUCAAGGGUGAGCAAUUGCGUCACCAAGAAAUUGUUUCAGAGUGUUUAAAUUUAAAUGGGAUGGGAAGGUUUGAGAAUUAUGAACCUUGAUACUACUAAUAGUUGAUAUGAAGACAUACAAUUUUACUCUGGAGUCUUGAAGAAAUUUAUAUCCUGAAGGUGAGAAUUGCAGGUGAAAGUGUCAUUAGUUUGUAUUCUUAUGGUGGAUGUGAUUAGUUGACCGUGGAGUGGAUAACAUGGCUCCCUGACAGAUUGUCUAUCUCAUAAUCUAUCUUGGAGGCUGAAAAAAAUUGUCCUUAAGUGGUGAGUUACUACUAGUUCUACAGUAUUUGUCUGGGAUACAGUUCCUUUUAUUUUCCUCCAUGGGUGAAAGAUGUGAUGAUUACUUUGAGGGAUUCCCAUGUUGUCACACAGAUUUGUCUGGCUGGCUGCCUUUCAUACCUUAUUUUUAAACAAGAAAAGUUUAUACUCUACAUGAAGCAGAGUGAAACUGUGGAAAUGGAGUUUCCUGAUGAUAGUUUUGCAUAGACUAGCCUCCCUUGUAUUAUCGUUUGCACAAGCCUUUAUGAAGAUGUACUGUGUUUUUUUAUUUUCUUCUAUUGGGUUAUGAUUAUUACAAUCCCAUGUUGUAAUAGCAUCCUUUCCUUCACAUUUUAGCUUGCUAACACAUUUAAUUUCAGGUUCCCUAAUAAAGCAUCAGCUUGUUACCCAUCUGACCCUUGGUAUUGCUUUGCGUUGUGUUCUUGAUGCAUUACGUAAAUCUGUUGAUUCAAGGGUUAGUAGAAAUUCCCUUAUUUGUUCUUUUCUUGUCCUUAUUCCUGUGAUUUCACAUACUAACAUUAAACACUUCCUACAGAUGUUCUUGUUUGGCGCAAAGGCAUUGGAGCAGUUCAUGGAUCGUCUGAUAGAGUGGCCACAGUAUUGUAACCAUAUCCUGCAAAUAUCACAUUUGAGAAGUACCCAUCCUGAAAUAGUUUCCUUUAUUGAACGAGCUCUUGCACGAAUCUCUUCAAGCCAGCCAGAAUCAAAUGGAGGAAGUAGUAUCCCGUCAGAUCAGAAUCAGGCUUCUGAUUUGCAGGGUUCUUCUGAAAGUACUGAGGUAUUAUUUCAAUUUGAUAAUAAAAUAACAUUCUUCUAUUUCAUUAUGGGGUAAAGUCAGAAGUCUUGAACCUUGGGCAUUUGUGUUUGCUCGUACCUUUUCUUGUUGUCCCAUAUCAUGCAGAGUAUUCUAAAAAUAUGGUAUUCCUCUGUUGUUUGCUUGUGAAUCUUGUGUUGUCCUUUAAAUUUUAGACAUCUGAAGCAGUAUGGCCUUCCAUUGGUUUGAGCACUGUGCAAUCUGGGCAACCACCUUCUUCUGCUCUCCAGAAAGCCUCUACGACUUCUACCAACAUAAAGACGGCCGGGCAACCAUCCAUGGUUCCUGCUAAUCCUGAUUCAGCUAUACCUCAGAAGGUGAUUGAUAAUUCAUAGCUACUAUAUAAUUCUGGGAUCUGUUAUUGUGAUACUAUUUUAGUUUCCUAUUAGGUUAAUGGAUUCAGUUGAUUUCACAGCCUUUGCAAAAUAUACCGCCUCAGCCUCAUGCUUCUAGUGUAACAUUGACUGCAUCAUCUUCUCCUGGUAUUCUACGGCCUUCACGUGGAGUACCCUCAACGGGUAGUUUUCUUCAUCCAGUCCUUAAAACCAUCCAUGCUAAGUGAUUCCUUUGUUUUACUUGUAGUUUACAUGGAUUACAUCCAUAUUUGUAAACUUUUUUUUCAUAGGGAUGCACAGGCAGCCCUCUUACAACACAGGGUUUGGUGCGGCUAUGAAUAUUGAAACGCUAGUUCAAGCAGCUGAGAGAAGGGAUACUCCCAUUGAGGUAUAUUUUUUGCCACUUGUUCUUUGUUUCACUGCUGCCAUAGUUUUGUGUUUAUUUUUCUGCGCCUCAUGUAGGCCCCUGGAUCAGAGAUUCAAGACAAGAUAUUGUUUAUGAUAAACAAUAUUUCGCUGACAAAUGUUGACGCAAAGGCAAAAGAAUUUAUUGAGAUUCUCAAUGAAAAAUACUACCCUUGGUUUGCACAGUAUAUGGUUAUGAAAAGGUGACAAAUGUUCAGGUCUACAAUUUUUAUAGUUCCAAUUUCAAUCUUUGUUUCUUUUUUAAUGAUAUGUGUUGAACAGAGCAAGCAUUGAGCCAAAUUUCCAUGACUUGUACUUGAAGUUCUUAGACAAAGUUAAUUCAAAAACACUGAACAAAGAAAUUCUCAAAGCUACUUACGAAAACUGCAAGGUUACUUCUCCAUGAUAAUUAGUGUGCUUUACAUGAUUCAUCAUGCUUGCCAUCUUAUACUCCAACUUGUUUGCAGGUUCUGUUAGGAUCCGAUCUUAUCAAGUCAAGUUCAGAAGAGCGUUCAUUACUAAAGAAUCUUGGUAGCUGGCUUGGAAAAUUCACAAUUGGCAGGAAUCAAGUUUUAAGAGCGCGGGAGAUAGAUCCAAAAGUUCUCAUUGUUGAGGUGUCCUAUUUAGUGUUUCCAUGAUUCGGUUUUCCAACUGCUUUUCUUUUUAGUACGUAGAACACAUGCACCUUGAACAUGGUUCAUGAUCCAGGUGAAGAAAAGAAAUGAUUUGUUCCUCUUGUGUUGAUGUUUUUCUGUGUUGGUUUUUCUCAGUGUUACCUUUAUAUGAAAGAUAAUUGCAAUUAUACCACGAACACAUUUUUUCGUUGCUACAGAAUUUUCCAAUAUAGACUAAAGUCAAAGCAAUGACUACAGAUUUUGUACGCAUCAAGUGGCAUUUUUGUUUACGUAUGCUGUAGUUUCAUUCGUUAGUCUGUUUCCUAUCAGUUAGUUAUUUUUAUAUUUCCAUUCUCACUUAUUUUUUUCUCUGUUUAGGCAUAUGAGAAGGGAUUAAUGAUUGCAGUGAUUCCAUUUACCUCAAAGGUGAAAACCUUGAAUUUUUUUAGAUAUUGUAGUUUUUUCUUUUCGUUUUGUGAUCCUUGACAUGUGUCCUCCCGCAGAUUUUGGAACCCUGUCAAAGUAGCCUCGCAUAUAAACCUCCAAACCCAUGGACCAUGGGCAUCCUUAGUUUGCUCGCUGAGAUUUAUAAUUUGCCUAGUCUUAAGAUGAACUUGAGGUUUGACAUUGAGGUACCUUUUUUUCUUCAUUUUGUGUGACUUUAUUGUAUGUGAUUACUCUUCCCUUUAUUUUGGGUUUUAUAUUUGAAUGGUGUAUUAUUAUUGGUUUGUGAACGAUUAUCCUACUCUUGUUGUUGUGCAGGUUCUCUUCAAGAACCUUGGUGUUGAUCUGAAAGAUGUCAAGCCCUCACUUCUUCUGAAAGAUCGUGGCCGUGAACUUGAAGGUAAUCCAGAUUUUUCCACAAAAGAUAUUAGUACAAGUCAGACACCAGUUGUGGCAGAGGUUAACUCAGGAAUGAUACCUACAUUGAAUCCUGUUGAUCUGCCACCAGAGGCUUCUGGAUCUUCUCACACAGGGGUCCAUCCAAAUGUUCUUUCCCAGGUUCAUAUUCUUGUCAUUAAAUAUGUUGUCAUACGCAUUUGUGCAUAUCUUUUAUCUCAAUUUUUUGUUGCUGUAGUUUUCGGCUCUACAGUUGGCUUCAAAUGCGUUGGCUGAGGAAGAGAGAAUGGGGACCUUAACCAUACCUGAACGUGUACCAUCUGCUCAGGGCCUGUCUCAGGUUAUCCCUUCCCAGACACAAUUUUCAAUUAGUCAGGUUUGCAUGUGUCUUAUGCUUUCUUACAUAGUAAUCUUCUUUUCCGAUUGUUAGUGACAUGGUUUAAAACUUAUUUUGCAGUCUUCGUCCGCGAUUCCUAACAUUGGUAUGCAUGUUGUGGUCAAUCAGAAACUCAAUGCCCUUGGCUUGCAUCUGCAGUUUCAAAGGUUUAAGGCAGUAUUUGUUUUUCCGUAUAGUUGAUUUUAUGUUUGAACAACGUUCUUUUGUUUUUUAGGUGGUCACUACUCUAUUGUUUGUAAUUUCAGAGUCCUCCCUCUUGCCAUGGAGAAGGCCAUACGAGAGAUAAUCUCACCUGUUGUACAGCGAAGUGUUACUAUAGCUAGCCAGACAACCAAGGAGCUUGUUCUGAAGGUUCUUCCUUUUGCAUGUUUAUCUUAAUAAUUCCCUACAUAUUGUUCAUUGGGUUGAUUUAUUAUGUUCUCCUAGGAUUAUGCGAUGGAGUCUGAUGAGAGCCGUAUAUAUAAUGCUGCACACUUAAUGGUGGCCAGUUUAGCUGGAAGUUUAGCACACGUCACCUGCAAGGUUUCUUUUCUUUAAACUUUGGAUGCAUUGGUGUUUUUUUGGAGUACUUUAGUUUAUGUCACAGUCUCUAUGAAAUCUUGUAUUUAUGGAUGCAUUUUUACUCAAUUUAGUGUCCUGUGUCUGUGAAUGAAUUGGUAUAUUUUGUAUCCUUUCUUAGGAACCUCUUCGGAUUGCCAUGUCGGCCAAUCUCCGAACAUUGCUCCAAUCAUUGAGUGUCAGUAGUGAGCUUCUCGAACAAGCUGUUCAGCUUGUCACCAAUGAUAAUCUUGACUUGGGUUGUGCAGUGAUUGAACAAGCUGCCACCGAGAAGGUAAAGUUUCUUUCAAACAUCCGAUUUGUUUACAGGUGUUGUUUUCUGCUAUUCUGAAUAUACUUGCAAAUCUUUCAAUACACUUCCUACACUCUAUCAUUGAUGCCUUGACUGCGUUAAUAUUGAUGUCUCGCCCUCAGCUAGGCAGCAGUCCAGAAGAUUUCUGAAGGACAGUUCCGGCACCAUUCUCCUUUUGUCAAGAGUUUUGUUCAUGGGGAGUCUUAGUGGAAAUUUCCUGAACAAAUUAUAUGCGGUUUCAGAAUGGGAGAUGUAUGGAAGUCAAAUCAAAUUACGCAUAAUAGUCCUAAUUGAUCUGGGAACGGAAAUCCUUCUUGGGAAUGUUACUAAAUUUUCUUCGUGCUGUUAGGCUAUUCGGAGAUCAAUAUACUUGGUUUUAAGGGUAACUUACAAUGAGAAUUUGGGUUUGUGAGGGGCUGGAUAGUGGCUAAGGAAUCUUUGAGGAUCAUCACUACUCAUGUACUUGGGCUUAGCCACUCCUUAUAAGAUAUUGUCUUACUUAUUUUGCAUCUCUCUUCUAUUUUCCUUUUUUUUUUCUGCAUUCGAUUUACAAUUACGGCGUUGUUCAGAGUUCAAUAAAGCCAGCUUAGGUGCUGAUUGAUAUGGCUUCAUCAAUGGUAGCUGCCUGCUCUCAUCUGUUUCUAGGAAUGUGCUACAAUUUUUUUGAGGAACUUUUUUAUCUGUUCGUUUGUCUAAAGAAGACAUGAUUCUGAUUAAAUCGAUAUUUUAUAGUAUCUUUCUUCUUAAAUUGGUUAAAUGUUCUUUGUCUUCAAAUAUUAUGUAGCCAAAUUACUUUCUCAAGAAUCCUGGAAGGUUCUUUAUGUGUUUUGAUUUUUCUGUGUUGCUAGUUAUGGUACAACUGUUACUCGUUUGGUUUGAUUCUGGCUUUAUUCCUUUCAUUACUUUUUAGCAAAAAUUAGUACAUCCUUGUCCAAAUCUUGCUUUUGUCCUUGAAAUCAUUGGAAAAUUUUAAACCUCUCAUGGAUACUUCCUCUUGCGCUAUCAGUAAACUCCUUGUCAAUUCAGUCUUUUCUUCGUCCAACAAACAACUUGCUCGAAGAGAGAGCCUAUGUUCCAGUUAAUUUGUAACUCAAGCUCUUCAAUCGUAAAGAAUAUGGACAAUUUUUCUGUUUGGUGUUUCCAAUUUUCCAAUUCAAGUGACCAUAGCUGUGCCCUUACAUGAAAUGACAUAUACAUUAGAUGUGGCUUUAGUUAUACUCUUGAGGAUAGAUUGAUCAAGAAAACUAGUGUUAUUUUUCAAGGCAAGUGUUAUAAGAAUUAAACUUUCCUUUACUCGGACACAGACUAGUUCAAAUCAGCAUUUAUGAAUGUGACGACAUCUAACUGGGGGAUUUGGAAGUAGAGACGUGGUCAGGUAAUGCUUAUGCCGCGUCACUUUUUUUAACAUGUUCUGACAUUUUUGUGUCGAAUAUUUCGGUUUUAAGUUUUUCCUCCUCAUACGUGGAGAGAUGAAAUGGGAGGGAGAGAGAUGUAGACAGACAAGUGGAAAGAGAAAGGUGAGAUGUAUAAGGGCAAGAAGAGAUAGGAUUCUCAGACAAAUAAAAAUAAAGUACAGAGAUGGGCAAUGUAGGAGAGAGUGCGGCAUGCAAGAGGAAUUGGCUACUCUUUGAGAGCAUUAAAGUAUACUGAGGAUACGUUUUUCAUAUACUUUGAAUUGAUAAUCUUUCUUGAAUUCAGAUUUUUAACUAUAUUAUGGGACAGUCUGUUAAUUGUGAAGCAUUUGUAUUUAUUUUGAGGUUUAAUGGUCUACUGCAUAUUUGUUUGUAGCUAUGUAAAAUGGUGGUGAAAGUUACUAUUUCGUUUUAUAGUGACAUUUAUGCUUCAUAUGGUCUCAUUAGACAAUUUGUGCAUGACCCAAAUGUUUUCCUACACUCAUUGGGAUUAUCUAUUAAGUUGUUUUCCCUUUUGUUGGCAGGCUUUACAGACCAUCGAUGCAGAGAUAACUAAAUCUCUUGAUUUUCGGAGGAAGCAGAGGGAAGGCACAGGUUCUGCAUACUUUGAUGCUGGUACUUAUGCACAGGGUCCUUUUGCUCGUGUGCCAGAGGCACUUCGUCCCAAGCCUGGUCGUUUGUCCAUUGCUCAACAAAGAGUGUACGAGGUAGAUAUUUGUGCUGUAAUCACUACACGUUGGGAUGACUUGGCUUGUGUUUCUCAUUAGUUUCGUUUUUGUAGGAUUUUCUUAGGGUCCCAUUGCAAAGUCAGCCGAGUCAGAGCUCAAGUGUUUUACCAGCUGUCCAAUCCUCUUCCUCUGGUGGCUCAGUUAGUUCUGCUGCAGCUCAGGUGUAUGGCCCUGCUUCUGGGCAACUGAACUCUGGCAUCCAUUUGACGCAACAAGCAGCUCCAGGAUUCAAUACUACUGCUCAGCAAUUAGAUCUCAUUUCUGAAGAGAUCGACCAAAGGUUGACACAUCUUCAUAGGUUUAGUCAAUUUUCAUUUUGAACUAAUAUUGGAGUGAGAAAUUCGUUGCAAAAGUGUAGCAAAAAAUUUAUGUUUUGCUUUCCAAUCGCAGUGCUUCAUCUCAUGGCGUGGUAGCUGAUGCUCUUCAGCAAACUGCUGGAAUUAGCACUAUCACCUCCUCAUUUCCAGCUCCUCCUGAACUGCAUGUGGUUGAACCGUCUCCUGUUGUAAAAGUCUGAUAUCAUCCUUCACUUGCUGUGAUGAAUUAGUUGCCUUGUUGCAUUCUGACAUAGUUUCAUUCGCCUCCAGGACCUGGGUGCUGUUGUGCCGCCUUCACCAACCCCUUCUGCAGAUCGACUAACUACCAUGAUCUCAGAACCAUUAAGCACAGGGGAUGCAUUAGAAAAGUACCAGUUACUGGCGCUGAAGGUAUAAAUACACUAAUAUGCAUUUCUCAUUAAUUUGCAUCUAGAUGCGUGGGAAAUCGUAAGUCUCCCUGAAGAUUGUGGAGUCUCUGUAUUCGCAUGUUUCUAUGGCCACAGAGGUACCAGGGAAAUGUUGAUCGAUUUAAAAGUUAGCUGUUGGAAGACACUUUGUCGAAAAAUAUAGACAGUCCAUCUCUAGAACUUGUUCUUUGCUUUUUGAUAUUUAAAUAAUUAAUUUUGAUUAGUAAAUAGACAAUGUAAAGAAUAGGCUAAAAAAUUGAAAACCAAUAAUUCAGCUAUUACUUUUCCAGAGGUAUGGUGACAAAAUCUGGCCUAUACUGGCAUUAGAUUUCCGGCAUCAUACUUCUGUCAAGGGUUUAUUUUAGUGACGAUUUAGACUUUAAUUCAACUGAGCAUUUGGUUUAGUUGAUGCCAUGCAUGAACAGAGUAUUAGGAUAUUAGAUCAAAAGGAGUUUGUCCUCACUCUGUGCGCCAGAUAGCCAUCAGAGGAAAAGUUCGGUUGGUACCGUGAGGUCUGUAGCUGUAUUUUCAAGGGCUACAAAACAGUAAAUAAUAUUAUAAUACUUUAUGUGUGAUUAUGAACUAUUUUAAAGUAUAAUGCAACUUACUAUAUGGUUAUGAUUAUUUUAAUAUAUUCAAAACAAUUCCCCACCUUGUCACCUAAGAGUUAAGCCGAUUGUUCACUUCUUGGAUGCCCUAGUCACGUCACACCCUGGCGACAAGCCUUAGAGGUUAUAGAAAAUUUUAACGUAUCCUGUUUGUUUAUAGUCUCAUUUUAUCCCUAGUUGUUCACUUUAAGUUUUCCUCAUGCAUCUCAUAUUCUUUCUAGUUCUCAAUGCCAAUGUUUCUUAAGUGAGAUUACUUCUUUUUGAACUCCUUUGUGAACUCCCUGUUGAGACUUGCUUUCAUGGUAUUGAUCACACAUUGUCGUUCUUAUUUUUGUGUUAGAAGCUUAUAUGUUCUAAUCUCAGUCAAAUUUUUUUUUCAGCUGGAAUCCUUGAUUGUAAAGAAUGCCAGGGAAGCAGAUAUUCAGGUAACCCGAAUAUUUGCAUCUCAUCAAAAAAGAAUGGCCAAAAGUGGUUUCAUUCCAUUUUUCCUUCUCUGUUUCUUCCAUCUUUCAGAGCUGUAACAUUGCCCCUUUCUAUGAUUCUGCUUACAUUUAGGGAGUUGUUGCUGAGGUUCCAGAAAUCAUACUUAAAUGUGUCAGCCGAGAUGAGGCUGCUUUAGCAGUCGCACAAAAGGUGAAUAAUACGUUAGCUUUCUUCGUUCAUAUUUGCAUGCGUGGCUGGUGCUGUCUUGAUUCAGUUGUGUGAUGGCUAAUGGCUGAGGCAGGUUUUCAGAAGUCUGUAUGAGAAUGCAUCUAAUAACCUGCACGUUAGUUCACAUCUUGCUAUUCUUUCCGCUAUUCGAGAUGUCUGCAAGCUUGUUGUUAAGGAGCUGACAAGUUGGGUACGAUCUCCUUCCUACAUUCAGCUAUUUCUUUUGUAUUUUUUUAUUCUUCUGAUAUUUUUACCAUUUUGUUAUGUUCUCUCUUGACAUUUUUGCAAUUUCCGGCCAAAAUUCUCCAGAUUGAUUCAUUGCAUCUUAUUUAUUAGUUUCCUAAAAAUAAUAGUGCUGGAUUUAUUUUCGCAGUGUGGUUUUACUGUUAUUUCAAGGAUGGUCUUUGUAUUGAUGAUGAUGGGGGCAGAAUCAUUCCAACCAACCGUACAUGUGUUGAUGCCAUCUGUUGUCUAGUUUUAUUUCCUGUCUUAUUUAGGUCUUGAAUUCUUUCUCUUAGUUUCAUUGCGUAAUGUUUCAGCUUCUUUUCUUCCCAAUGUGACUGAUAAAAGUUGCCCAUGAUAUGAGAUGUUCGACACCAGUGCUAUGCAAUGGAGAAUUUCAGCCUUUGCUUAUCUUUUCCUUGGGCUAAUCAGUUACUCAUUGAGAACAUUGUUUUUCAGGUCAUUUAUUCUGAUGAGGAGCGAAAAUUUAAUAGAGAAAUUGCUGUUGGACUUAUUUAUUCCGAGUUACUAAAUCUUGCUGAGUAUAAUGCCCACCUUGCAAAACUUAUUGAUGGGGGAAGAAAUAGUAUGUCCUUUGGUCUUAUGUCUUAUUUAUGCUUCAGUUGUGUUGAAGAUCGUGAAUUGCUUCUAACCGUUUGUUAUCAUUCUGGCAGAAACUGCGACAGAGUUUGCCAUAGCUCUGGUUCAAACUUUGGUUUCCCAGGAAUCCUCACUCAGUGCUGAACUCUAUAACACUAUUGAUGCCUUGUCCAAGGUACUUUCCCGUUUUGAAAGGAGUUGAAAAAUAAGAAAUCACUUUUGCAAAAAUACUUCGUUUAUUAUUUCCUUUUAAUUGCAGCUUUUGGGACGGCCUGGAGCUCCUGAAUCAUUAGUUCAGUUGUUUGACACCUUAAGGAGCACCAGUUCCAAUGUCAUAUCUGUUCCUGGUUUUCCUGCAGCGAAGGAAGAAAAGACAAGGCAACCGAAGGAGAAAAGGGUUGGUAAAAUUUUCAUUGCACUUACAGGUUUUAUAGAUUUUUUCCCAUGUAAAUGUUUCAACUGAAUUUACUGUGAACAGGGCAUUCCUGGUCGCUCAAUCACUGGCAAGGAGGACUAUAAUACCACUGAGCCUGUGACAGUUGAUCCUCCUGGUUUCCGUGAGCAGGUUUUCCUGGAAACUCUGACCUCUUUGGCUUAUUGAUCUAGUUUGAGGAUUUACACUAUUGAAUUUUCCUGGACAACGAUGGAAAGAUAUGGAUAUAGAGUGUUGUGCCCCCAACACCAUGUUACACAGCUGCGUGCCAGAUAAAAGAACAUUUGUUGACUAGACGGUUGUCUUUCCUUCUUUGUAUUCACUCUCCAUGUAAUAGCUAUUUUUUUCAAAAUUUUAAACAUAAUCAUAUCCUCACAUUGCAAGGUGCCAGAAAAAAUUAAAUAUGUGAGGAUCAUUAUGUUAGUUGUCCCGCUACAUUAAUUGUCCUGUUUUGCUCUGGAUCUAGUAAGCCCACCAUAGUGUUGUGUUAGUGAGUAUUUUAGAAGAUGGACACAUUAGGUCCAUAUUAUGCUUUAUGAAAUGUAGUGGGGAUACGAUUGGGGCUUCCAAUUUUCCCCCUACUAUUUUGACGAGAUUUUUUCCCACUAGAGGUGGACUAUUUAGUCCAAUUAUUGGUGUCAGAUGUGACACCAAAGUAUUGACAAUUUCGUUAGACACAUUCACGAGUUGGGAGUGUAGAUGUGGCUUUGUAGCGGCCUGAAAACAUGACGAUUUUCAAUAUUGACCCUUUUAAAUCUUAUUUUGUGGCGCAAUCUAGUUAUGCAAGCAGCAUCAACAGUCUUAAUUUUUCUGUGUUAGAUUUAUCAUUCAGGCUUGUCUGUGUGGUUCUUGAAAAAAUUUUGAGCAUUAUCUCAAUGCCUCUGUACACUUCUUGGAAAAUUCAUUCGUUCCUCCCAAAUUCGAUCUGGAUCUCAUAAUCGCUGAGCUCACUGUGCCGCGUUUGGAAAGGUUCCGCUGGCAUAUUUAUGCUUCUUUUGGCAUCUCAUUAUCGUGCAAGAUCACAGUCAUAAUCCAUUCAUGGUAAAAUUUGUGUCUCCUGAUCCCUGGCUAAUUCUAUCAUCAAUUUGUAUGGGAUCAGGCUUGUCGUAUCCGGGUGCCUAAUUCUAUACGUGGACCGUGGUCCUACAGUUGGUUUUAUUGAGUUUUUAUAUAUUGAUGGGUUAGUUGCCGACAAGAUUUCGUUAUUUAAUUUUAACCUCAUAUUUAUUCUCUAUGAUGUAUGGCAGGUUUCACUUUUAUUUGCCGAUUGGUUUCGGCUGAACGAUCUUCCUGCAACCGAUGCUGCAUAUACCCAUUAUAUUUCGCAGCUGCAACAAAAUGGAUUUCUUAAGGGGGACGAACGAACGGACAGCUUCUUCCGCAUCAUCACGGUGAUUGGCUUACACGUUGUUCGAGAAUUUAGCUUUUAUAAUACUCCACAGAGUACAACAAUUUGUUGUAAUGUACAGGAAAUUUCUGUGGGACACUGUAUCUCCAGCGAACAGACAAUCACUACCAGCCAACUCUCAAUCCAAUCGCCUCAUCAAGUUCAGCAUUUGUCAUUCUCUGCCAUUGAUGCUUACGCAAAGCUUGUCGUUUUGAUUUUGAAGGUAAUUUGUGUUUGGGAAUUUUUUUAUCUCCAAUGUUAGAAAAAAUUGGUAUCAGACCACUUUAACUGUUAUUCUUAUUUUCUGCAGUACUCUUUGCUGGACCAGGGUUCUAGUAAAGUUGCUCUUUUGCCUAAGGUUGGCGUUUGGUGGCUUUCUCCCUCAAUGUUAUUUCAAUUUUAUUUUUUUUCGUCAAUUCACUUUCAUUUGUUUUUUUUCCUCGUGGUAGAUCUUGUCCAUUGUUGUAAACUUCAUUCAGAAGGAUGCGGAGGAGAAGAAAUCGGGAUUCAAUCCAAGGCCAUACUUCAGACUGUUUGUUUACUGGCUUUGGGAGUUCAAUUCUUCAGACUUCAUUGAUGGAGUCAAUCUUCAGGUACGUUAUGCCAAGAAGAAACUGGCGGGUUUCUUUCGUUUGCCACCGUUGCUGAUCUUGAUCUGCUGCUUCCAGGUUUUGAUCUCUUUUGCAAACGCUUUCCAUGCAUUGCAGCCAUUGAAAGUGCCUGGUUUGAGGUCAGUGCUUAUGUCUCUCUGGCACACUUGUUGAACCAUGUCGUUGGCGAAAUUGGAGAUUAAUAGAUGCUAAACUAGGUUUUUCUUACCCGAAAUUCAUUGGCCACACGCGAACCAAAUUAAGGAGCCUACAUUAAUUUUGAAAUUCUUACAUUCACGUGUGAAACUCCUGCAUUUAUUUUCAUACAUGAUGGAUUUGUGUCCCCUUGGAAGAAGAUGUGAAUUUCCAGUUUCAGCAUUUUCUAUAGUUGAUCAAUGCGGUUCCAUUUAAUCAUUUAUCUCUGUGGGAAGAUGAAUGGAGAAUCAUUCAAAAUAGAGGUCGAUGAUGCAUCCUCAUGUUUACAAUGAGCUACAUGAACGGUAAUUACAAUGGACAAAUUAGGUACUGUUCCAAGUAUAUCAAUUCGACGUACCAUUUACAAGUGGGAAAGGAUCAUUAAGUUUCAAAGAUUCUGGAGCAGCAUCGAACCUCUGCAUCUAACCUUACCCAACUGGAUUGUAGAAUUGCUUCACCUGGCACAAGAUCUUGCCUACACGAUGCCGAACUCCCGAUGACACAAAUAAUUGUGCUAUCCUAUGCGUGUUACUGGCUAAUCUGCAAAGAUGGAUCCUUACUAACUGUUGGAAAUGUUAAAACCUUUUCCAAUUUCUGCAGAUCGACUUUUGAGAUAGUCUCUCGGUUGUGUUCCCCCCUCUUGAUAGCAUCGUGAUCAUCAAGUUUCAUUUUUUCUUAUAAAUCGUUCCAAGAUCUUCUCAUUGCCCCUCUCCAUUGUACUUUCACCUGUUUUUGUGUCACAUUAGAUUGAACCAGUUUUUCUGACUCGUAUUUGCUCAUAAUGUCCUUCAUUCGAUGCAAGUGAAUUAUUCGUUGGUUCUUCCUCAGAGUCCAAUUUUUAUUAAGUAUGCAAUUGUGUUACGCUCUUUUCAGCUUUGCAUGGCUCGAGUUGAUCAGCCACAGAAGUUUUAUGCCGAGGCUGCUAGCGAGCAGCAAUUCAUUCAAGGGGUGGCCCUUUUUCCAUCGUCUGCUCGUUGACUUGUUCAAAUUCAUGGAGCCGUGCUUGAGGAAUGCGGAGCUAGGCGAACCGGUCCGUCUCACCUCAACCCCACAUGUCGAGAAUCGAAUCCCAAGCUCAGACUAACACUGUUCUCCCAUUGUUGCAGGUUCGCUUCCUGUACAAGGGCACCUUGAGGGUGCUCCUCGUGCUGCUUCACGAUUUCCCGGAUUUUCUAUGUGAAUACCAUUUCAGCUUCUGCGACGUCAUCCCUCCCAGCUGUAUACAAAUGAGGAACGUUAUUCUCAGUGCUUUCCCCCCAAAGAUGAGAUUACCCGAUCCAUCUACCCCCAACCUCAAGGUCGGUGAAUGUCCCCCGCCUAGUUCUUGGAGCUUCUUCCGUUGGUGCUUUCCUCCCUCGAGGUCUCUCACACUCACCCCUCCUCCGUUCAUGCAGAUUGAUCUCUUGGCUGAAAUCAGCCAGUCUCCCCGCAUUCUCUCUGAUAUUGAAGGUGCUCUGAAAACAAAAAUACUGAAAGCUGAUGUUGACGAGUAUCUUAAGGUAGAUAAAUGUCGCUCUUACCUCCUACUCCUCAACCCCCCCUCCCCUUCCCCUUUGGUUUUCUUUUUUAUUUAGAAAAAAGAAGAAGAGGAAACUCUAGUUCCUGAGUUUAUUCAAUUCCCCAUCAAUUCUGCAGACAAGGCCACAAGGAUCCUCCUUCCUAACGGAACUGAAAGCGAGGCUGCUUCUUCCCCCGAGUGAAUCAAUCCAGGCUGGAACUCAGUACAAUGUGCCGCUAAUCAAUUCGCUUGUUCUCUAUGUGGGUGUUCAGGUAACUCCCACCCCAGAUGAACAAUCUCUUACUCUUCAUCUCGGCAUAAAUGGCUGA
Molecule: messenger RNA, 22155 nt
Organism: Spirodela intermedia
Lineage: Eukaryota; Viridiplantae; Streptophyta; Magnoliopsida; Alismatales; Araceae
Source: the annotation of a GenBank genome assembly